CAUCCACAAAAUCAUGAUGCAUACCCAGUCAUUGUUGCAGUGUGAGAGGUGUCAAGUCCUAUUAGUGGAUGAGACAUCAAAGAGCAAUUCAAAAUCAUACUCGAAAAGACGUCGAAGCAAAGAGGCAUACUCCUAUUUUCCGCAGCCUUUAUCUCCGGGUGUUUUCUCCCAAGUUUAUGAUCUCCAAGCAAGUGAUUUUGACAAUGAUGCAUCAUGUAAUCGAGGAGCAUUCCACAUUUAUCAGAAUACAGAUUCUUCAGAGCCGAGGUUUCCUAUAAACAUUGGAGUUACAGGCUAUGUAGCUACAACAGGGGAGAUUCUCAAUAUACCAGAUGCUUAUAAAGAUGACAGAUUUGAUCCUUCUGUUGACAAAGAAACAGAUUUCAAGACUAAAUGUAUCAUGUGUCUACCAAUAAAGAAUGCACAGGGUCAAAUAAUCGGUGUCAGUCAACUCAUCAACAAAAUAGAUGGCUCCACUUUCAACAAUAAUGACCAGAAUCUCUUUGAGGCCUUUGCCAUAUUCUGUGGUCUUGGCAUCAACAACACUCAGAUGUAUGAAAAAGCUGUGCGUGCCAUGGCAAAGAAACGAAUAGCAAUUGAUGUGAUGUCUUACCAUGCUAUAGCUCCAAUUGAAGAAGCCAAUAAACUGAAGAAAAUGCCAAUCCCCUCAGCUCAUUACUACAGACUGAACGAGUACACAUUCAGCGAUUUCAACCUCGAUGAUGACCACACUCUUAAAGCCACUAUACGCAUGUUCCUAGACCUAGAUCUCAUUGAAAAAUUCCACAUAAGUUAUGAUAUGAUGUGCAGGUGGUUGCUAAGCGUCAAGAAAAACUAUCGGCCAGUAUUGUACCAUAAUUGGCGGCAUGCCUUCAACGUAGCACAGACAAUGUAUUGUAUCAUAAAGCAAGACAACAUGAGGUCCUCGCUCACGGACCUUGAGAUCCUUGCCCUCUUGGUGGCCUGCCUUUGCCAUGACCUUGACCAUAGAGGUACCAACAACCAGUUCCAGAUCAAAACCAUGUCCCCCCUAGCUCAGUUAUACUCUACCUCUGUGAUGGAACACCACCAUUUUGACCAGUGUAUCAUGAUACUCAGUACUAAGGGUACAGAAAUAUUAAGUAACUUGUCACAGGACCAAUAUGAACAUGCCAUUAAGAUACUAGAAGGUGCAAUCCUAGCAACAGAUCUAGCGCUUUAUUUCAGGUAUAGAGGGGAAUUCUUCAACAUGGUGAACUCUGGCCAGGCAGAUUGGGCGAAUGAUGAACACAGGGAACUUCUCAGAAGUAUGAUGAUGACAGCCUGUGAUGUCUCUGCUAUCUCUAAACCAUGGGAGGUGCAGAAAAAUGUUGCCAAAUUGGUGGCUGAUGAAUUCUUUGAACAGGGUGAUAGGGAAAAGGAAGAAUUAAAAAUAAAACCAGUUGAUAUGAUGGACAGGGAUAAGAAAGACAGAUUGCCAGAGAUGCAAGUUGGAUUCAUAGAUUCAAUCUGUCUACCUGUGUACCAGGCACUAGUCAAAGUUUGCCAUACUACUGAACCUCUAUUAAAAGGAUGCAAAGAUAACAGGGAAAACUGGACAAAUGAAAUGCGGAGAUAUAAUAAACUCAAAGAGGAGCACAACCAGGAGAAUAACAACAAGAGGGAAGGAGAUCAGGAGUUAUAGCGUUAAGAGGGAGUCAUUAAGAGGGAGAUUUGAAGGAGCAGCAGGAUUAUCUUUAAUCAUCAGUCAGAUUAUGGAUCAUGCUGAUUCAGGUUGUGCAAAGACAUGAUCCGUUAACCCUGAUGAUCAAUCCUAUGUACAAUUCCAUGGAUUGAAAAUUCAUUGCAAAUGUGGCAUUAUGAAUUAUUCGAUUGACAUUCUCAAUGUCAACUUAUGUCAACUUGAUAUGUGUGGAGUUGAGUCGAAAAGUAGACCUAAUCCAUAUAUUGUGAAAUAAUGCAUGAAUAUUUUGUUCAAAUGCGAAGAAGCAUUUUAUAGCUGAUAUUAAAGGUUGUCUGAGUUUAAUUUUUAAAAUGUUAUACACUUGUAUUUAUUUGUGUGUUUACUGAUGUUUUUCAUGUGCCGACAUUUUUGUGCAAGUUCACAAAAUGAAAUGUAUUCACGCACCUUGAGAUGAUUAUGUUACGGCAGAGGAUGUUUCACAAACUGUUAGCUUGACUGUUCAAAACUCUUCUCAUUGUGAUCCUACUAUGUAAGAGUGAUCCAUAUAUGAACUAUCCAUACAAAACCAUUAAUAUAGUGCUUCUAGACCUUCUGUUGAUAGCGCAGAAUAAUAAAUAUAUUUUGCAAAUGUGGUCAGA
Molecule: messenger RNA, 2301 nt
Organism: Owenia fusiformis
Lineage: Eukaryota; Metazoa; Annelida; Polychaeta; Sabellida; Oweniidae
Source: the annotation of a GenBank genome assembly